Dacryopinax primogenitus is the source of this 1269-nucleotide messenger RNA. Its product is annotated as DUF1682-domain-containing protein. The coding region runs from base 31 to 1149 and encodes 372 amino acids. Gene Ontology annotation, molecular function: calcium ion binding. NCBI's taxonomy places the organism in Eukaryota, Fungi, Basidiomycota, Dacrymycetes, Dacrymycetales, Dacrymycetaceae. The record is from RefSeq and is a predicted model, not a curated record. Gene Ontology annotation, biological process: endoplasmic reticulum calcium ion homeostasis. The transcript is spliced from 6 exons. Gene Ontology annotation, cellular component: endoplasmic reticulum.
CCUUGGUCGGCCUCUCGUUAAACAAUCAACAUGUCCGCAGCGCUGCUCACUCAACUUAAUGGUGCACUGCGCUUUCUUCAACCCCCACCGCCGGUUCCGGAAGGCGAGUACGAAGGCCUCGAAUACCGGUGGAGGAACAUCGUCUUCCGCCCGGGCCAGUUCAAGUUCGAAGCUGUCGGGCUUGGGUUUGUUAUUAUCUACCUCCUCGUCUGGGCGAUUGGCAGGGCGCUUAAUGGUGGUCGUGUGAGAGCUUGGUUCAAAACACACCUGCCGUUCUACGAGACGCAGUUCACACGCCCUGCUGUGAGACAAUUACAGUCAGACGGCCCGUCAGAUUACUUCAUAUUCUCCACUGGCAGACGCGGUGUCCUCUCAUUGCAUACGACAUUCACCCUGCUCUCGCGGCACAACCUGAUCGAUAUGAUUUACGACUUUGGUCGCAGUCUGAUCGAGCUCGACUAUUCCCCUCGGGACUUACUGGAGCUCGACUUUAGGCUCAACGACGAUGGUACCAGGCCUGGAUUCGUUUGGGCAGUUAUGAAGAAGGAUGAGAUGAAGACUCUCCGCCGCGCUCGGUGGGAUCUCUCCCUCACUAAAGCCGGUGAUGAUAAGACCCUUCCUGUCUCGCUGGGAAUCAUGACUGAAGCAGCAGAUAUCACCGAAGCGAUACUAAAAGGGCCUCUUCUGGCGACUCUGAACGACCCGAAUGUGCUCAAGUACUUCCGUUACCUGAUCGUCACCGACCAGCCUGCUGAUAGGCCCGAGGUACCCAUCCCACUCGCCGAGCGUGAGAGGCACGUUAUCCUCGCCCUCGAGCCGCCUUCUGGUGGACAGAACGCGGAGACGCUGCCCAUGGUGCAAUCUAUUUUCCGCUUCGUCGAUACAGUGGACAAGCUUCCACUGCGUGUCGAGACCAUUCGCAAGCUCAAGCGUAGCAGGCAGGACUUUGAGGAAGAACUACUGAAGGAGAUCGCUAAGGAAAAGAAAGAACGCGACGAGGAGGAAGGAGAGGAUAAGAAGGCUGCGAAGCGGAAGGCAGAGCAGGAGAGGGUGUCUAAGCUGAGUGCCGAAGAGCAGAAGAAGUGGGAGGAAAAGGAGCGCAAACGCACCAUGAAAAAGGCGCAGGGCAAGCUCGUUAAGCGUCAAUGAUCGACUGCUCCCCCAAUCUCGUGCUAUAUUUCGUUCUAUUCAUUGGCUGGUUAUCACAUGAUCUUCUGAGGGUAGCAGGGGAGAGUGGAUCAUACAGUUGUUCAUGGGUACUGUAAAAGU